This is a messenger RNA of Daphnia pulex (common water flea), 2054 nucleotides long. RefSeq lists its product as uncharacterized. The record is from RefSeq and is a predicted model, not a curated record. The coding region runs from base 207 to 1949 and encodes 580 amino acids. The transcript is spliced from 8 exons. Lineage: Eukaryota; Metazoa; Arthropoda; Branchiopoda; Diplostraca; Daphniidae.
GAUCUCGGUCGUCUGGACGAACCCUACCGACUUUCAUGGGUACGACAUUUAGACGGUAGGGUUCGUCCAGACGACCCUAGGAACGGUAGCGCUCGUCGUGGCGGAGGGCUACAACAACAUACUGUCUAUAUUGGUCAAUAUAAACAAAAAGCAGUUCAAAAGUGUCAAUUCAGGUUUAGUGCAGGUUUAGUGCCGUUUCUCACAGUAUGUCAGGCAGAGAUUUGCUUAAAGAUUCUUUGGCCGGGCAUCGAACCAGAACCAAAGCCGAAAAACGAAAAAAUGAUACUUUACAACAAGAACGGGUAAGGGUUAAACGUUCAGGGAACUUCUUCCAAAAUUUUGGCAGAAACAGAGGCCAAAAUGUUACCCAACCUGAUGAAGUUGUAACAGUUUCUAAUCAAGAAAGUGCUGGUACUGCUAGUGAAAUAACUCCCAGUAAUGAAAGAAGUGGUGUACAGGAUAUAAUUCAUUCAGUCGCACUGGAACAAGACAUCAUUGAAGCAAGCAUUUUACAAUAUAACAAGAAGAAAAAGGAAGCCAAUCAAGAAAGCGAGUGGAAAACUCGCAUGAAAGACAAGGAAGAUGCUUGGGAUUCCAAGAGAGAUGCUGUCUUUCAAAACUACAUUAGCUCCCGUUCCUACACUGAAAGUAAAUGUGGUGUAUGUGAAAAAGUCACUAAUCCUGUUCGUUGCUUUACUUGCAAGCAAGAUUUCUGCAGCAAAUGUGAUAUGAUCACUCACCGCAAACUGGUACUACACAAUAGGGAGGUGUGUGAGAAUGGCGAAAAUUUAAAAUUCUUGCGCCAAAACGAGUUCAUAUCUGAAGAUGGGUACAUCACUGUUGAAGUGUCACUUCCUUUACUUGUGACUUCCUGUCCAGAAUGCAAAAGCCCUCAUUCGUGUACUACGAAACCUGGUUCAAGAGACGUAGCCGUAGUUACAGCCAAUGGUCGUUGGGAUAUGAAGUCAACUGUUGUGGAGUGCAACGUUUGCCUUUAUUGGUUCGAAGCAAAAGCGGAAGAUUAUUUUGUUUCUGGCUUUCAGCCAUCAUCCGCUGUAGAUGAGACUUCAUUCUUUCUCAUUUGUACUGAUCUUCUGGACUGGUGCUGGCAUUUUCAACACAAAAUGCCUGGUAUUUCCAUGAACAAAAUUGUAGAAACUAUUCAAGAAAUCUCUGAACAACAUAAUCGAUGCACCAGUUUGAGUAACACCGAAUUCCUCAUGGCUGUAAGAGAAUACGAGUUUAAUCGUAUUCGAAUUCAAAAAGAGAUAUUAAGGGUAGAGCACAUGAAAUGCAAAGCUUGCGGAGCCAAACCGCUAGCUUGUCAUGUUGACGGCAACAUGAAAUGUUAUAGAUGUGAAUCGGCUCAAGGUCAUGGAGCGAAAGAGCUAUUGGAAAACGUGGCGAUUGCGAGAAAUGAUGACGUAGAAGCUUUUGUUGCGGAAGUUAACAAAGCUAUUCCUGAGACUAAAGGGAACGCUACAUGUGGUGGUUCCACAUUCAAAGCCGGAAAAUCUGAUUCUCAUUCCCAUUCAAAGAAAAUGGAUGAAACAGGGAUCGUGUGUAUGUGCUGUCGACACGGUUUAGUUCUCCGUGCAGCUAACAUUCAUCGUGGUGAAACAUACCGAGUAAUUGCUUUCCUUCAAUGGUGGGCAUUGCAAUUCGGGAUAUUGUUUUUCUGUUAUGACGUCAUCUGCCGUUACUGGCCUUUCGCUAAAAAACUAGGAAACAUUAAUGCUAGGUUUGCUUGUCUGACGACAAAGAUGAAACCUUUUCUUUCACGAUUUCAUGGGAAAGCGCAUGCUUGGGCGUGUCAGGUAUUAUGGUUCGGUCAUUUUCGGAAAGGCGCUGCUGCGACCGUCGGAGAAGAAAUGGAACAAGGUUUCAGUAAAAUCUCAAGAUACAAUGCAUCUACAAAGCACAUGACUAGUUCUAGUGAGAAAUUUUAAAUUGAGUAGCGAUUUCACGUUUGUGUUGACUUUUUGUACUUUUAGACAGAAACGAUCACCUAACUAAAGGUUUUAUCUAUGAAAAUACAAGCAAAGAGAAGAAAA